Molecule: messenger RNA, 5513 nt
Organism: Alligator mississippiensis (American alligator)
Lineage: Eukaryota; Metazoa; Chordata; Crocodylia; Alligatoridae
Gene: EPS8L2
Product: EPS8 like 2
Exons: 21
Coding region: 358-2577 (739 amino acids)
Biological process (GO): positive regulation of ruffle assembly; regulation of Rho protein signal transduction; Rho protein signal transduction
Cellular component (GO): ruffle membrane; vesicle; plasma membrane
Molecular function (GO): actin binding
Source: RefSeq, a predicted model, not a curated record
CGGCCAGCCCUCCCUCUCUCCUCUGCCAAGAACCUCUGUCACCUGCCCUCACAGGAGCUUGGGAAGCUGCACUGGAAGGAAGGGGCAGAGAGAUUAUUUUUUUUUUAUUUAUUUUUAGAUUGGAGGGAUAAGGUGGGUUCCUGUCAAACUCUUCACCUGACAGAUUGGGGUAGCGGAGCUGUGAUCCCAGCCAAAGCACUUUGCUGCAGAAAGCAGAAGGGGUCUUGGUCUUGGUGGAGAAUGGCAGCAGGAGUGAUCUAGGAGGGCACUGAUAACUGCGCAGAGACGUGAAGGAGACCAGAAAACUGAAAGACACAACAGAGGGUUCUCAGCAGCGCUGCGUGUCCUGAGAGCAAUAUGAGCCUCAAGGGAUCUAUCAGCAGUAACCCUGGCUCUGCAAAUGGCAGCAUGGGCAAAGCAGAUGGAGCUUCCAAACUGAGUGCAAAAGAUUUAUAUGAGCAAAGGAAAAAAUACUCCAACUCCAAUGUCAUCAUGCAUGAGACUUCACAGUACCAUGUACAGCACUUAGCCACAUUCAUCAUGGAUAAGAGUGAGUCCAUUGUAACAGUGGAUGACGCCGUCCGGAAACUGAUGUUGCUUAGUUCUAAAGAGAAGAUCUGGACCCAGGAGAUGCUGCUGCAGGUGAACGACAAGGCUAUCCGGCUGCUGGACUGUGAGUCACAGGAGGAGCUAGAGGACUUCCCUCUCCCAACUGUCCAGCACUGCCAAACAGUGCUGAAUCAGAUGCGGUAUCCCUCCAUCCUUCUGCUGGUGUGUCAAGACUCUGAGCAGCACAAGCCUGACAUUCACUUCUUCAACUGCGAUGAGGUUGAGGCGGAGAUGGUCCAUGAGGACAUAGAAAGCGCACUUGCAGACCACAAGCAUGGAAAGAAGAUACGGCCACAGACACUCAAGGUAAACCAAGAGAAAAUAAAGCAGAGACAAUCGAUUCUCCCACUGCCCCAGGGACCAGCGCCUAUUCCAAUCCAGCACGAGAUGCGAGGCUCGCCAAGGAACCGGGUGGCUGCCCCAUCCCAGCAUAAUGAACCAGAAUAUGACCGACGAAGCUCCACCUCCCACGACCACGAAGAAUCCCGAGCAAUCUUAGCACAGAAGAUCGAAAAAGAAACGCAAAUCCUGAAUUGCACUCUGGAUGACAUUGAAGUGUUUGUUGCCAGGCUUCAGAAAGCAGCAGAGGCAUUCAAACAGUUGAACCAAAGGAAAAAAGGAAAGAAGAGCAAAAAGAAAGGGCCAGCAGAGGGAGUGCUGACACUUCGAGCAAGACCUCCAAAUGAGGCCGAAUUCCUUGACUGCUUCCAGAAAACCAAACUGGCUCUCAACCUUCUGGCCAAGCUGAGAAAGCACAUCCAGAACCCCAGUGCUUCAGAACUAGUGCAUUUCCUGUUUGGGCCGCUGGAACUGAUUGUCAAUACCUGUGGUGGCCCUGACCUUGCCAGGUCAGUCCUUAGCCCACUUCUAUCUAAAGACACCACAGAUUUCCUGAAGGCACACCUGACACUAAAAGAGAUGACACUCUGGGAGUCCCUAGGAGAGACAUGGACCAGAUCCAGGGCGGAAUGGCCUCGAGAAGCCAACGUCCCAAGCUACAUCCCAAAGUUCCGCAAUGGAUGGGAGCCCCCUGUGGAAAUCUUUCGUGGAGCCCCUUGGGAAAUAGACAUUGGACACCUACAAGAAGAGCUAUCAUCAGCCAAUGGAUACCCCUAUCGUAAUUCCUCACUCAAGCGUGGCCAGUCAGCUGAUGCAACGCAAGCUGUGGAUGCCUUUAAACAGGGUGUUACUCAACAUGUAAAUAGGAAUUUUGAGGCACAGGGGAUGGCUGCACCAAAGAGAUAUGCCAAAAUCCGCUAUGAUUUCACUGCUCGAAAUGCCAAUGAACUCUCUGUGAUGAAGGAUGAAAUCCUGGAGGUCUUGGAAGAUGAUAAGCAGUGGUGGAGAUUGUUAAACCGGAGUGGGCAGGCUGGCUAUGUCCCAUAUAACAUCCUGGAUGUGGUGAAACUGGAAGAUAUGGAAGAGCUCUAUAAUCAGUCUAAUCCGAAGUACAAAGGCGACUUGAGUCCGAGAGGAAUUGGGCCCUCCAGUCCUACUCACAAGCUACCUGUCAGCUAUGCUGGUGAUAAGUGGGGAAGUGAAAUGUUAGCCCGGAACUCUUCUCCAGAUGCCAAAGAACAAAUGAUUCACCAUAUGGAUGAGGUGAAUGAUGAGCUACUAAAGAAGAUUACAAAUAUUAAAAUCCAGCCUCCCCAGAGACACUUCAGAGUGGAGAAGAGUCAACAAGCUCUCGUGCCCCUAACAUUCGAGUCCAGCACUGAAGAAGUCAAAGCUUGGCUGGAAGCAAAAUCAUUCAGCAAAGGGACUGUUGAACACCUUGGCAUACUGACUGGAGCCCAGCUUUUCUCCCUGAACAGGGAUGAGCUGAAGAAAGUGUGUGGAGAAGAAGGAGCGAGGGUGUAUAGUAAAAUUACAGUGGAAAAAACUUUCCUGGAGAAAAGCAGAGGGGAGUCAGAGCUGCAGGAAAUUAUGAAACGUCGCCAGGAGAGAAUUGAUUCUGGAAUUUAAAGUUCUAUCUGCUUUCUUCAGCUAUUAGUCCUAGUAGUACAGAAAAAGGGAAUAAGAGCAAUGAGCCCUGACCCAGACAAGAGAUGACAGAGAUCAACCACCUUGCAAUGUAAUUGCCAUCAAAGCAACACUUCCAUGGACACUGUUGUUAAGGAGGAUACUCACUCACCAAGAUGCUAUCUCAUUGGGAGAGAAAUUUUAGUAUUGCAUGAAGUAUUAUUUUUAUAGCUAUAUAUUUUAUACUGAAAUUUUAUGUGCAUGCAGUCCAGAACGUGAGCAGGAUCAAGAGUCAUUCACGUGAUCCUGAAUGUAACGGCACAAGGCUGGAUUUCAGCAAGCAAUGCACCCUGUGACGUACUGCUGUAUGGUCCACCAGUGAUCUGAUAAGGAGAGGGCAACUAGAAAUAAUGCUCAGAACAAGCAAUGCUUAAGAGUGUCUGUACCAGACUAGUAGAAGACUAGACGCCCUUUCCCCCCACCCACUUCCUCUCCUCCCCCACACUGCCUUUUGUGACAGAUGUAUUAAGCAAUGUAUCCUAUCCAGUGGCAAUUAUGUUUCCUUCUUCUGUUCCACCUCAGUGUCUUUUCAAGGCCUUAAAAUAUUUUAAGUAAGGACUGGGCCUGUUAUUACAUGACUUUACUGUGUAGUGCAACUAUUGUAGGCUGGGACUUCCUCUUUAAGCACACACACAGGGCUGUUGCUUUCUUUGAGAAGCAGACAAGGGCUUUAACUAGCAAGAUCAGAACAAGUACCAACCUGAAAUUAUUUGAAAUCUCCAAUGGCAAGUCCUGUCUGACUGCAUCAGUCUACACAGUGGAUAGUCAUGGAUAAGACCUUAAGGGAUCUUCAGCAAUGACUAAGCACUGAUCCCCUACUGGCAAACUGCAGUGUUGCCAAACCCAAGACUUCACCAAUCAGAAGUUAAGCCUAUAAAACAUGCUCCUGACCCAAAACGCACACAACACCCUUCCCAAUGUAUGCACUCACAGGCCCUGCUUUAAAGUUAUUAUAAUGAUCUUGUAAAUAGCAAUCUGAACAGUAAACAUCUAGGAAGUUUAAUGCAAGUGGAAAAGGCCAUAUAAUAUGCUGUUUAAAAAUGAAAAAUAUUUUGAAAACAAGUCUGAAAACCUACUUAAUCGGGUCAGUGCCUUUGUUAAUAUGUCAUUUCUGUUUUUCCUAAUACCAUUAUAAACACUUACAUCAUCUAUGGUGUUCAAGAUUUAAGCAUGAAGACAUGAUGCCUAGUGAAAGGAGUAAGAUCUGGUAAUUGUGCAGUUGUAAUUUACACUCAAAAAGUCAGAACAAGUAUAGCAGGGGUGGUCAACCUGCGGCUCCAGAGCCUCUUCAGAAGUUAAUAUGCAUCUCCUUGAAUCUUUGCACAAGCACACGGUGAUCAGCUUCCUUAGCCAUUACGUCACAUCAUGUGACACGACUGCUUGCAGCAAGCACAUUACUCAGUUUAGACUCGGAAGUUUGGACUCCAGAGCUGCGGGUUGGCCACCUGCAUUGGCGAUGCAUAGGGGUUGCAUGCGGGUGCACCUGCACCCCCUGAGCUUGGCGGUGCACCCCUGCCAAAAGUGCCGCUGAUGCUGCUGGUGGUACCUGCAGGCGAUCGCCACUCUCCACCCCUCACCCCCCUUGCUGCUGACACUGCUGGUGGUAUCUGCGGGUGGUCACCAACCACCAGUCGGCGCUCGCUACCCCCACCCCGCUGCUGACACUGCUGUGGCUGCCCGUGGGAGCUCCCACCUCUGCCGCCAACACCACCUGUGGGCAGUUGCCGUGCCCACCCCCCAGCCUCUGGGGGCAUGCAGCGUUCAUGGCCACCCCUGUAGUAUAGGGUCCGUCUCAUGGAUUUUACUGUGCACAGCAAAACUGGCAUAUUUUCAGUUGACAGAUCAUAGACAUAUGUGUUUAUUCUUAGACCAGCCUGAUGGAAUGGGCAAGGCAAACAUAUUGAUGGGAAUUGCUUGCUGUCUGAGAUGGUAGUAACUUUGAGGUGUUCUUUUAUUUAUGCAGGUUAACAUUGGUUAACCCCAGUGGAAAUUCUGGCCCUUUUCCUACAAAAGCUUGUACACGUGCUUAUCUCGCACAGUGACCAGUGACCCACUGCCUGCAGUGGGAGUUCCAGGCAUGUGUUUGUAGAGGUGGGGUCCACACCUGUAUAUUUAAUCAAACACACCUUGAUUCAUGAUACUGAACUGUAUUCAGCUGAACAUGGAGGGCUGGAUGCAGAGAAUUGGUUUCUAAAUUAAAGGACACUGAUGCAUUAUUUUUUUCUUUAAAAUGUUUCAAGUGGAUGAUAUAAAAAGGCCUUUCAGACAGCCCUUUGUAGCACCAGUGGAACUGUAUGAUAGAGCAACAGGAAGGAAAACUCAUCAGUGCACACAUAGCAUCAGAUUGAGAGGAAAAUGUUCUUUUCCAUCUGACAACAUACUUGCCAUGUUAGUUGGAACUUGAAAAAGGAUGCUGGUUUGGCUGAGGGAGAAUAGAAGUGGAUCAUCCUGUUGAGCCAUUUGCUCUCAGAUGGGAUGGAGGGGAAACAAGCAUCAAUACUUGGGAAUAAGGGUGGUCUAAGGAAGGCAGGUUAAAUAUCUAGGACACUAAGAAACGUAACACCAUUUUUUGGUCUUUGUGUAUAAAAGAAACAAAAAUCUCCCCUAUUUGAAUAUAUACUAGCAAUACUCAACAACAGUUCUGCAAAGAAUUGUUGCCAAAGCUGAGAGCCAAGAAAGCACCUUUUAAAAUAAAAACUUUAUUCAACCUCAUGACAGAUGUCUCUUUUUAAAAUUUCCAUAUGACUGAGCUAUGCAUCUGAUAUAUUUGUACUGUCUGCAGAUAAAACUAUAAUGUACUGUACAUGAAUGUAAUUGGACUAAGAAUAAAACGAUGUAACCAUGCACUGCAUAAGAUUUAUUAAACUAGUUAAGUUAUA